Hermetia illucens (black soldier fly) is the source of this 6231-nucleotide messenger RNA. RefSeq lists its product as uncharacterized. The coding region runs from base 1837 to 3855 and encodes 672 amino acids. NCBI's taxonomy places the organism in Eukaryota, Metazoa, Arthropoda, Insecta, Diptera, Stratiomyidae. The transcript has a single exon. The record is from RefSeq and is a predicted model, not a curated record.
AAAAAAAGAUUGAACGUAAUGAGUGAAAAGCAAAGAGGGUAACUCGUAUGAGCCAUAUUCACCCGCAUGAGUAAGCAACAAUUCACUUGACGGAGUAUCUCCAAUUAUUGUGUGGUAGAUAGCUCCGAGGAGACUGUCUCAUGCAUGCUUUUCUGUGUGUAUCUUAACAACUUUCAACUCUUGAUGAUAAUUGUUGUCGCUUGGCUCCUCCAUUGUCGUCGUUCGUAUAUGACGGCGUACGGCUGUGCCUGCACUGACUGUAGACUCACGACUCUGGCACCAUCUCCAGCUUUGACGCUCACUACCAGCAAACUAGAGCUGACUCCGCUUGGAAGUUUUCUCCACCAUUUGAGACCAGACCAUACCAGACUAUCUAGAGACCCUAGACCAGACAGACAAUCUUGAAACUGAAUUUCAACAUCGAAUCAUGUUAGUUGCUUGCCGACAUCGCAGCGCAACACGUCGUGUCGUUUUGUUGCGUACGUGUAUCUCUCAGAUACCGCAGUGAAUUUCACCUGAAGAUUAAAACACCUUCGCUUCGUGCGCGCUUGUUACACGGGACACGCGACUGUUGGCCAGACGAUCCUAUCCUAUUCCCUUGCGGAUAAUCCUAUCGCGCUAAUAGUUCUCGGAUAAAAGGCCUGUGGACUAUCUUGGAUAAUCCGGUGUGGACUAUCGACUAUCGGUUGUGGUGUGGCGCAAGAAUUUUGCAACCGGAUAGUGGGACUAAAUAUUAUUGCAUAUGGAUAAUAUCGACCGGCGUGAAACAUAUGACUGACUGUAGACCCCGAAGUGGAAACUUGGCGCACUACUUUAAUUCAUUAAAACGAACAGAAAAAAAGAUACCGAGACUAACUAAGCCCUAGUGUUUCAAAGACUUGUAGAAUGUUUCUAUUACGAAACGUGAUUUCUCUAUCAAGCUAAAAGCAAGCACCGGAUAGUAGUAACUAGUAGUGGAGUAUCUUUCAGAUACAGCAGACCUGAUUACUACUAGAUUCUUUCAGUUGGAUUGUUUGUUAGAUACGACAGUUCGUGUCGGGCAAAUCCGGACCUCAGUAGCCGCAUAAAAUGUUGUCACGCGGUUUAUUAUGAAAAAUUUUUGCGAGUGCCACUAGAAACUUUAGUUGUUUUAUGCCUUGGCUCCGUUGCAUGUACCGAGUACGUAGGUUUGCACGUCUAUGGAUACGUUGUACAUAGUGAUCUUGCCGCUUUCGCAAUUGCUGUCACCGAUUCCAUUCUAGUUUCGUCGCUAAAAAAAAAGUGGACUCUUAUUGCGAAAAAUGAGCUCAGUGCCGUUGAAUGCGGUUAUUUAUCAUCUUUAGAUAUUACGAAAUUUAACUAGAUGCAAUCGUGAGGCAAUUAAAGUGAUCGACAGUAGUUAAAGAAUUUGAAUUAGUGGUGGUUUUCGUGCUCGAGAUUGAUUGGUUUUUGACGGUUAGAUACUCGAUGUUGGUUUGGUACGCCGAAGGGACUGUAGAGUGUUGAGGUGCUGGUGACCUAGUUCGGGACUGGUGGAACCAAGCGGCCAAUAGUUUCUGGAUUUGAUGCGUGAUCUCAGAUGCGUGGUAUCAAAUGGAUAUGAAGGGUCUCUUACGGCAUUGUUCCAAGUCCUUUGAAAUGGAGUGAAACUGGUUAAUGUGCCCCCUUCCAUAGCAAUUGGGUGCAGAUGCCGCGAUUAUGAACCAGUUGUGCAUUCUAUUCCCUAGUAUUGUGUGAUCAUAAUUUUCAGAAAUAUGAGAAAUAGACUGUGUCGAUCAUUAAUGUAUACAUCAGUGCGAUAUAAACUCAGUCCGUUUAACAUAAAGACUAUUAUACAGGGCGAAGGCUAAUGAAACUAUGGCCCAGAACGCAUCAUCUUAUAAUCCGAAUCGAUACCUUCUGCCGCAUAAUUAUUUGCAUCAACAGCAUGGAUCACAAUCACAUCAACAGUCUCAGACACAAUCAUCAGGAUACUAUUGUGGCAACCAAAUUCCCUCACUACAAAACCAUCUUCCACCGCAUCAACAACAGCAACCUUCGCAACAGCAUAAUCCACCACUCUCAAGACAACACCAGCAACAGUCAUCCUAUAUGAUGGGUUGUUUCCCUCAAAAUCCAAACGGCUGGGCUGGUAUUCCUCUGAUAUCGACCGCUCCACGUCGGACUAGAAAGAACAACUUUGGAAAUAAUAACAACGGGUCAGGAAACCAAAAACCGCGAAUAUUGAUUUCCAAUAAUUCAACUGAAUACGAUGAAAAUGCCAUGAGCAGGUUGGCUAUUCAUGCUCACGGAGCACCGUUGAUUUUAGCUGGUAGAUACAGAAAUCGUGUACAGAAGCGAGGAGACCAAAAACAACAGCAACAAGGGACCAAUGCCAAUUGUACUCCAGCGGUGAAACCACACGAAGGGUCUAAUGCAACCGUGGAGUUUUCAAAUUCUGUGAAGCCAGCCGUAACUUCCUCGGAUAAUUCGACGACAGGAAGUGAUGAGAAUUCACCUAGUAAUGGGACCAACCAGGAGACAUGCUUGCCUCGGAUAAUAAAACCUCGAAAACGCAGAAAAAAGGAUCGGAAACCUCAAAAUACAUCUGUAGCAUGCUUACCUGAAGCCAAUACAUCUACCCCGCAAAAAAUCAAUACAGAUCUACAGGAUUUUAGUCAAGUGACAGUUACCCACGACACAUCAUUGUCCUCUAUUCCUAGACUUCUGCAUAGCCUGGAUAAUAUGCAGUCCAGUCAAGAUUUAAUUUCGUUCUCUUGCAAGGAAAACACUGCUUUAACUUCUCGUGAAGGGAUCCCGGAUUAUCCGAUCCAGCAGGAUUCUUCAGAUACAUCGUUUAAGAUGCAGUUGUCAUCGGAAGAAGAACCGGUAGCAUCGUGCUGCUGUCGGAUUUGUGAUCCCUCCUGUCGCAUUUGGGCAUUCCCCUUGCGGCGAUCUUGUUCGGAUAAUACAGCAGAAUUGGAACUGCAGAAGAGUAAUAAGGACGUAGGGGUUAUCGGUUCGAAUAGAUCCUCUUCGGCAAGAAACGGAACAGAUUGGCGUGGCUCAUCGAAAGUGGGUAGUAACCGAUCACUGUUUCGAAAUGGCAGUUUCAGUGACUCGGGAGAUUCGGGAUGUGAUCUUUUGAGCGGUAUCAACUUUGGAGAUGAACCGAUCUUUUUCAAUGGAUCCUCGAAUCAGAUUUCAACGUCACCUAUUGGGGACGAUCGGAGUUUUAUUGAUUUUCCAACCGCUGAGACAUUGCUAACUGAAAGCAUAAACGAGAUAUCUAAGAAACUUAUGGAAACUGUGGAUCUCCGAAGCGAUAUAUUCUCUUCGGAUAGUUCUAGUGUGUUUUCGGAUAGUGUACUCAGUGAUGAUAUGUUGUUUAAUAUCGAAAAUUUAACAAGAUCAUGCAACAGUAACGGUAGCAAUAAUAAUCUUCUGAAUAAUAACACCGCACAGGUGACAUAUCCCCCUCACACUGCUAGUAGUGAUCUCUUCACUGAUCUUCAGCAUUAUCCGAAUCAUCAUCAUCAUCUAAUAAGCAAUAAUAACAAUAAUAAUAGCAAUAGCACCAAUAAUAAUAUAUCAAAUGUGAAUUGCAACUAUUUAUUGAACGGAAUCACUGGUGAUAAUAACAGUAGUGGUAGUAGUAAUAGUAAUAGUAAUUGUAAUAAUAAUUUUGUGAUGUUCCACGAAAAGGAUCGGGAAAAUGAGAUUUUCAAUUGUUUCGACAUGGUAUGGAGUCGAAAUGAUCGUCAUAGUAAUCAUCAUGGUGGAUUUGGUGUUGGCGGUAUUGGCAAUGGCAGUAGCAGUAACAAUGGUAUCUUUGGCGGUACAAGACAACUUUUACCGAUCGAAGAGCAACGCAUACAACUGCAAACGACCGGCUAGAAAUUUUUCUGAUUUUCUUUUUUUUUUGUUUAUCUUUAAAUAUGUAUUUAGUAUCUUCAAUCGAUCACAUAUUGAUUUUUACCAAUAAAACGACUGUAUGUAUUCCAUGGAGAUAGAAUUAGAUUUUUAAUGAGAUAAAGCAUUACAAUUCGCGCGAUAUAUAUAUAUAUAUAUGCAAAUCAUCAUGAUCAUCAACAUCAGCAAUUUUUAGGCAUGAUCAAUAAUCAGUUUGAUCCAGUAACAUGGUAACAAUUAUUUUGAAGCAUUUUAAAGAUACCAUGAUUAGUAUUUAUAAUUAUUUUAAAGGGAAGCCUUCCUGCGGCUGGUAUUCAAACAAAAUGAACCACAUUAAUUUUGUUUUUCUUCAAUGAGGCUAUAGAAUGUUCUGUACAUGGUUUUAUACAUGAUAAAGUAUAAAUCUAAAUAAUUUUCCAUCAAUUCUACUAUUCGGGGGCAGUCCUUCGUCACUUCCGUGAUAUUAGUGCGUUUUAAUAUUAAUAUAAAUCCAUUUGGCUUAAAUAUCACUUUCAUGGAAUUCAUUUUACUAAUGUUUUUUUUUGAAUUUAUAUAAAAAUCAUUGAAGGGAAAAUUGAAUCCAUUCAAUUUUCACAGGUCUAAAACUUCAAAAUGACUAAAUGCUAAUUCCAUUUAUAAUGUUAAUUCUAUUUAUUUAAUCAUAAGAUUUCGGCUCAAACGAGGGUCUUUUUCAAACGAAACAGUUUGAUUUUCAUUAAAAGUAAUUAUAUUCAUAACUAUUUCCAUAAUCAUAUUGAGCGCACAAUGGAUUUUGACCACGGUAUAUCAUAACAUAGUCAUGGAUUGUAAAAGUACUAUAUAACAUAUAAUUCUUUCAAAGAUGACUUGACUCCCUUAAAAAUUGUCGUCUGAACUCCAUAACCCAUAAAUGCAUUCAUUCCUUCAAAAUUAUGAAUGAAUCCAUUUUUCAUUGCCAUUAACAUUCUAUCUUUCAAAUAUAAAUUUAUGGUUUAUUUUAUGGUUUCCUCAUUAUCUUUCUGUUAAUUCACGAUGGUACUCUAUUUCCAUCGUUUUUAAUAGUUUGUAGCCCACCUGGUAAUUAUGAUUGACAUUGAUUGCUGCUAAGAAUACUGUCACGACUUGACAUAAAUCUUUUUCUACAAAUUACAAUAUUCAGGUCUGGUUUUAUGGUAGAUGUAGUAACAAUUUUUGAAUCGUCUAAACCAUUAUUCAUUGGUUUUUAUGAUGAAACAUGUUGAGCGGCAACUUUGCAUAGUGUUUUCCUUUGGAACAAACUAUUAAAAGUGAAUUUAUCACAAUUUUCUAAUUUUCUGAAAGAAAAUUUUCUAUUUUCAAGCGAUUCAUAAUAAAUCUUUUGCUAUAAUUGAUAGUAUUUUUCUAUUUCUUUUUGUUAUUUCUACUUCCAUAUGACCUGUUGUGAUUUGCAAAUCAAUUUCUUUGAUUUUGACUGCACCAUCUACCGGAAAUAUCUCCAAACCAAAUCAAAAUUCAAGAAAUUAACACUAUUCUAAUUAUAUAAUUAUUAAUCAAUCAUACAAGGCUCAAUUCAUUUAUAGUACAUUAAAUUUCUCACCACUGCUCAUCAGUACUAUUUCCGUGAAAAUCCUACAAUUUAUAGAUUUCUUUUUUCCCUUUCAUAAUUAAAAACCAUGAAAACCAUUUUUUUCCGCCAAACAUUUAAAAACUAAAACCCCGCCUGCUUCCCCAUUGCGAAUUAACGACUGUUUACAUCCGUAAAAGUAUAGUUUUAAAUAUUGCUCGCACUACAAUAUUUUUUUAAUGGGUUCAGCUUUUCCGGUAUAUGUUGCUGUUUUAUGUGCACACUGUCGUCACUUUCACUUUCACUUUCUUCAUAUCUAAAAAUAUCCACACUCUUGCGAACCACAGAGGAAGAAGAAAAAAAAACAUUAGCAAAAGAGCGGGACGCAAUAUCAACUACUGCAUCCAUGCCCCCAACAACACCAACAACAACAAAAACUCUGCAAUCAUCAGCAAAAUUGUUAUAAUAUGACCAUCAUAAAUAUAUAUAUAUAUUUCUGUUUUAUUGUUGUGUAGUUGUUGUAUCAUUGCAAUAGCUGUUUUUAGCAUUGUACUUUUAUGUUUUUCUUUUGACUCUUUUUCUACGCGCGAUGUAUAUCACACAAACACAUCCAUACAUGAUUUUCUUCUUCUUUUAUCUUUUUUUUUUCUGUUUUGGUUCGUUCGGUAUAGUAAGAAAGUGAAAGUGAAAUGAGCGCACACUACAAAUUGCUGAAACUAAUUUAUAAAUAACGUAUAAAAUGCAUGAGGUAUCUUUGUGGAAAGAAGAACGUAUUUAAUCGUUAUGCACUGUAAGUGAUCAAAAGAAAGAUUCCGGAGAAAGAAGAAAGGUAGAUACAG